AUGGGAAUUGAACAAGAAACUAAAGAUGAUUUUAUUUCAAUGUCACAUGAAGGUGAAAGAUUGAGUAAAGAAGCCAAAAUUGAAGCAGAUAGAUUGAGUAAAGAAGCCAAAAUUGAAGCAGAUAGAUUAAGACAAAAUGUCAAAUUAGAAGCUCAAGAAAUAAAAAAAGAUAUUGAAAAUCAAGCUCAUAGUUCAUGGGAUACAGUUAAAGAUGGUGCUAAAUCAGUUCAAGACUAUAUCGUUAGUGGAUUUGAAACUGUUAAACAUUCAAUUACAACCGAUCCAGAUGAAUUGGCAAUGGAACAUUUGAAGGAUAAUAUCAAUGAAAAGAUUGAAAAUGUAGAUAAAGAAGGUUCAUCCAUCCUUGGUGAAAUUACCGAUUUCUUUAAGGGAACCGCCGAAGAAGUCAAAAUAGAAACAGAUAAAAUUGGUAUGGGUGCAUUCAAUGAUAGUGAUCCAUUUGUUGGUGAUGUCCAUAAAACAUUCAAUAAGACCACUGAUAACUUAAAGGAUGAAGCAUCUAAACUCUCCAAAGAUGCCAAAUACCAUUCAAAUAGACUCUAUGAUGAAUCUGGUAAAAUCUACAAAGAUACAAAGAAUGAAUCUGGUAAACUCUACAAUGAAGUAAAGAAAGAAUCUGGUAAACUCUUUAAUGAAGCCAAGAAGGAAACCAAUAAACUCUACAAAGAUACCAAGAAUGAAGGAUCCAAAUUGGCAACCGAUUUAAAGAAGGAUGUUGAGCAAUUUGCUGAUGAAUCUAAAAAGAUUGCUGCCGAUAUUAAAAACAUUGCCAAUGAUACUUAUCAAGGUAUAACCAAUGAUGCAUCAAAGAAAGCAAAUGAACUUAAAAAGAAAGCAGGUGAAACUCUUGAUGAAUCUGCUGGUGCCAUCGAACAUCAACUUGAUCUCUUCAAGAGAGAUUUCAAAUAUCUUAACCAAAGAAGUGGACUUAUCUAUAGUGGUUUUGGUUUGGUUGGUGGUUAUGGUGCUUCAAAAUUCUUGGUUCCUAAUGCUUCUCCAAUCACUAAAUUAACUUUAAUGGCCGGUUUUGCCUCAUUGGGUGCUUACUAUGGUCUCCAUCAACCAUUCAAUAGAACCAUUGAUAAUUCUCUCAAUAGAUUAAAUAAUAAAAAAGAAGAAAUCAAAAAGAAAUGGUAA
Messenger RNA from Dictyostelium discoideum AX4, 1158 nucleotides. RefSeq lists its product as hypothetical. NCBI's taxonomy places the organism in Eukaryota, Evosea, Eumycetozoa, Dictyosteliales, Dictyosteliaceae. The coding region runs from base 1 to 1158 and encodes 385 amino acids. The transcript has a single exon. The record is from RefSeq and is a predicted model, not a curated record.